CCUCUACUGUUACACGUAACAGUAGUAGAGUACUAAUACUCUCUCUCUCUCUCUAACUUUUUUUUACUGAAAAAUGGGUUAUAUAUUAUGGGUUUUGAUUCGUUGUUUGGGAUUGAUAAUAAUAUUCAACAAUGGCGAAGCUUCCCACAAAGCAUACAUGCACUUGCAAUCAACUCCUGCUAUUAACGUCAAGCAAGUUCACAGAACUGGCUACCAUUUCCAACCAACCAAACACUGGAUUAACGAUCCAAAUGGACCAAUGUAUUACAAUGGAAUAUACCACCUCUUCUAUCAAUACAACCCCAAAGGUGCUGUUUGGGGCAACAUUGUGUGGGCUCACUCAGUUUCUAAAGACUUGAUCAACUGGAAAAAACUAGACCCCGCAAUUUACCCGUCGAAGCCGUUCGACCAGUUCGGAUGUUGGUCCGGUUCGGCAACUAUCCUACCCGGAAACAAACCCGUCAUCCUAUACACCGGCAUCAUCGACAAAAACAACACCCAAGUCCAAAACUACGCUAUCCCGGCAGACCUAUCCGACCCGUACCUCACGAAAUGGAUCAAACCCGACAACAACCCGUUAAUAGUCGCGGAUAUAUCCGUUAACAAAACCGCAUUCCGCGAUCCAACAACCGCAUGGUGGAGCGGCGAUGACGGUCAUUGGAGGAUAUCGAUAGGCGGCAGGAGGAGAGAGAGAGGGAUGUCAUUUUUGUACCGGAGUAGGGAUUUUGUGCAUUGGAUUAAGGCGAAGCAUCCUUUGCAUUCGAAGGGUGGGACCGGGAAUUGGGAGUGUCCGGACUUUUUUCCGGUUUCGGUUUCCGGUAAGAAUGGAUUGGACACGUCGUUUGUGGGGUCUGGGAUCAAGUACGUGUUGAAGGUGAGCCUUGAUGUGACUAGGUAUGAGUAUUAUACGUUAGGUACGUAUUCGAAUGAGAAAGAUAGGUACGUACCUGAUGAAGGCAUGAUCGAUGGAUGGAAUGGAUUGAGGUAUGAUUAUGGCAACUUUUACGCGUCGAAAUCGUUUUUUGAUCCUAGUAAGAAUCGGAGGAUCUUGUGGGGUUGGGCUAACGAGUCUGAUUCUACUAAUGAUGAUGUUAAGAAAGGCUGGGCCGGAAUCCAGCUUAUCCCACGUACGAUUUUGCUAGAUCCAAAUGGGAAGCAGUUGCUACAAUGGCCGAUCGAAGAAGUGGAAACUCUGAGAGGGAAGAAGGUGGAAUUGAGUAACCGAAAGCUUGUGAAGGGGGAGAAGGUUGAAAUUAAAGGAAUAACUGCUGCACAGGCGGAUGUUGAUGUGGUUUUCUCGUUCGAUAGUUUGGACAAAGCCGAGCCGUUUGAUUCAAACUGGGAUAGAUAUGAUGCACAGAAGCUUUGUAGCCAAAAGGGGUCAACUGUCGAGGGUGGAUUAGGACCGUUUGGAAUCUUGACAUUGGCUUCGGAAAACUUGGAAGAAUAUACCCCCGUCUUUUUCAGAGUUUUCAAGGCUAAAGACGAGCAUUUAGUACUUAUGUGUUCCGAUGCAACGAGGUAUUUUCCUGUUAACUAUUAUAUCCGCUAUACAACUUUUAUUGACGACUUUUCUGGACGAAUCUUUUAUAACAGGUCUACCUUAAAGGAAGGAAAUGGGGCGUACAGACCCUCGUUUGCAGGAUUUGUAGAUGUGGACUUGACCGAAAAGAAGCUAUCUCUUAGGAGUUUGAUAGAUAAUUCUGUGGUGGAGAGCUUUGGUGCGGGAGGGAAAACAUGCAUUACGUCAAGGGUUUAUCCGACUCUAGCAAUAUACGGGAAUGCACAUUUAUAUGCAUUCAACAACGGCACUCAGACUAUCAAAAUCGACAGUUUGAAUGCAUGGAGCAUGAAUAAGCCGUUGAAGAUGAACCAAUAAUGACAAAGUCGAUCAUUGAGACAGGAUGAGAUUAGUUUAGUUUAUUCUUUUCCCCCCCUGUUUUUCGUUUUCGUUUUUUCUGUUUUAAUGUAACUCUUCCACGUAUCGAAAUAAGUCACAAAGACAUAACUAAAUUCCUGUGAUAUCCCAUCAUAAACAAAUGUUAUCUUGCCUUUGAUUGCCGUUAUGAAUACUCAUAUAUAUCGAAAUCUCGUGAA
This is a messenger RNA of Erythranthe guttata (spotted monkey flower), 2097 nucleotides long. The record is from RefSeq and is a predicted model, not a curated record. Lineage: Eukaryota; Viridiplantae; Streptophyta; Magnoliopsida; Lamiales; Phrymaceae.